AUGGUCUUCCCUCUAAAGCCCGUCUCGAGCGAAGUCAUGUUUUCCUCCCGCAAGAAUAAUUAUAAUUGGCCUCCCUACCCGGAUUUGACUGCUCUUUUUCAUCAACCUUUCUCUAAGAUUAUUAAUCACCUUUUCUCUUCCAUUCCAGCUAAAGAUUUUAAUCUUUUUGCUAUUGGUUGGUGGUUUAUUUGGUUUUCCCGUAAUCAGGUGGUUUUUCGAGAAUCUGGCUCCUCGACUUCUUCAGCGGCAGCAGCCAUUAGUAAGUUUGCUUCUAAUUGGUUGCAGGUGUCCACCCCUCCUUCUGUUUCUGCCCGUUAUCCUAAGCGGUGCCGCCAAGGUGAUUCCAUCUCCUGGUCUCUCCCCCUACGGGGUUCUUCAAGCUUAAUUUUGAUGGUCUCAAAGCUAAAGGAUGGUAAAGCUUCCUGUGGAUUCGUGGUUCGUGAUGAUAGUGGGGAGGCGGUGGUAGCAGGUGCUAAGGCUUUAGGGAGUUCCAUUUCUAUCCUCCAAGCGGAGGCUUGGGGUCUCAGAGAAGGGGUUAAGGCUGCUCUGGAAAUUGGUGUGGCUAAGGUCCUUAUUGAAGGUGAUAAUUUGGCGGUCAUCAAUUCAGUUAAUAAGUCUUGGCGUAUCCCUUGGGAAAUUGCGAAUAUCAUUUCUGAUGUUGCUCGUGAUAUUGAGUUGUUCUCCAGUGCCAAAGUUCAUCAUGUUUUUAAGGAGGCAAAUCGGGCGGCGGAUUUCAUGGCCAGCAAGGGUCAACUGUGUUCUUCGUUAGUUCUUUCUGUUCCUCCUUUUUGA
Messenger RNA from Beta vulgaris subsp. vulgaris (sugar beet), 792 nucleotides. RefSeq lists its product as uncharacterized. The record is from RefSeq and is a predicted model, not a curated record. Gene Ontology annotation, molecular function: RNA-DNA hybrid ribonuclease activity; nucleic acid binding. The transcript has 2 exons. Lineage: Eukaryota; Viridiplantae; Streptophyta; Magnoliopsida; Caryophyllales; Amaranthaceae. Bases 1 to 792 code for a protein of 263 amino acids.